GCCCGAGAGGCACAAACAGCGCAACUAGAACUAGAACCGCAACGAGACCCAGAACUGCCUCCGGUAUCGGACCGGAAGCUUACAGAUCAUUCGGUAGCCAAACAACCGGAGUGUAUUGGAAACGACACAGCGUACGAAACGAAAUGAUAAGUUGCCGUUUCGUUCUGCAGACAUGAAAAUCAACAACCGAGCGUCAUCGUCGAUCUUCUGUGCCGCCGUGUUGCUUUCGGUGGUAGGGACUGGAUUCGAUGGGGCGGCUACCGUUUCGGCCCUUUCUCCCUCCGGUGUGCCAACGGCCCGCACAAGAAGCACUCGAGCAACAACCGAACGGAUACGAAACAGCAGAUCCAUUCACCGCAAAACCAACCGCAACUACAAGUACAAACACAAACAAAAACGCAGCAGCGAUUUCGCUCUGUUUAUGCACAGCGAAAGCAGAACCACAAGCGGCAGCCACCAAGGCCCGAAUGCGGGUGCCCAACACGACAACCGCAAACAUCCUCCAAGCAAUGUCCCCGGCGUCUCUCCCCGGACCACAACCAGCACCGCCCGAUCCGCGGCCCUCGUCGACAUGGAAGGUGCUUCCCCCAGCGGCAGCAGGAGGGAAAGCGGUGGAAUCCGCAUCCGCUCCCGGGUGCAGACCUUUCUCAAGAAGAGGAAACGCGGCAACAAAUUCGUUCAGGAGGUGACCGACAUCGACGCCGUCAAGGGGCUCAUUGUGGAAUCCGGGAGGACCGCCGCCUACACGGCCGUCAUCUUUCACGCCCCGUAUUGCAAGGCCUGCAAGGCCUCGAUGCCCCUCUUCGAGAACCUGGCCAAGAAGUACACGUCGCCGAACGGCCCGCCACCCAAACAGCGGCGGCGGAAGCAGCAGCACCCCGCAAACCAAUGCCCCUCCCGGCAGCGACCGUCCGACCCGGUGUGGGCCGCCGCGUCCUCCUCUUCCGGAAGGGGGGAACUCUUCGGGGAAGGAUCCCCUGCGCUUUCCGGCGCCCCCGCACCGGAGGGACCCCUUCCACCGGACGUUCGCUUCGUCUCGGUUCCCGUGACGCAGGAAAACGCCGCCGCCCUCGAGGACGGCUUUGGGGUCACCCGGUUCCCCCUGGCCCACAUCUACGACCCGAAAGAGGGGCUCGUGGACGAGCGCCCCGUCCUGCGCAAGCGGUUUGCCGGUUUUGAGGAACGCCUGGCCUCGGUGGUCGGCGACCGAAGCGGGAGCCACCGGCCUUCCCCCGAAGGCUCCUUCAACGCCACGUCCCCGGCGUAGCCCCCCCUUGCUUGCCAAGCGAGAAAAACGAACCCGCCCGAGCGGCAGCGUGCCGCUGGGAUUGGUGGGUGGUGCCGCCGCUUGUGCUUCCGACCGACCACACGGGACCCUACACCACACCACACUGCACUAUACUAUACUA
This is a messenger RNA of Pseudo-nitzschia multistriata, 1409 nucleotides long. The record is from the annotation of a GenBank genome assembly. NCBI's taxonomy places the organism in Eukaryota, Bacillariophyta, Bacillariophyceae, Bacillariales, Bacillariaceae.